AUGGACAGGCUACUUCAACGUCUUUCUCGAUAUCUAGUACACACGACGAACCACGCAAACAAGACGAAAGUUCUUUCCGUUUUAAACAACGUCAAGCGAGCCACCGACGGUAAAAACCUCUCAUCAUCCCGCGCCAGUGUCCAACACCAACAACCCGCGCGUCGUACCCUCCACUCCAAUAUCUUGAUCCCACGUUCCUUCCCCUCCACACGUGUUGGUUACAACGACUUUGAUCGGCGAUCCAUCCUUCGCAACAUGUCUUCCGACGCAGACUACGCUGCUUUUCUCGACAAAGCAAACCAAGAUACAGGCUCAGCAGAGACGAAGGAUGCGUCGCAGAAGAAGAGCUAUGGUACUAAGAGCGUGAACACUGCCGUGCCAAAGGUACUGGAGCAGGUAGAAGAGUACUAUAUUAGCGACUCGGAUGAGCCAUUUGAACCCGUUGCGCUAGAGUUUGAGGGUGCGAGCGUGUCCGCCGACGAUCUCAAGAAACUUCUUGGAAGCGACAGCGUAGAGGAGGUCAAAGGCACAGGCUUCGAAAGCCAAUACAAAAAGGUCAUUGAUGCGGUGAAGCAGGCAGGAAACGGUUCCGUCAAGGUCUUCCGGGUGGAGCUCGAGGGCACUAGGGCAGAGUACUACGUGGUUGCAGUGGACGACAAGGAAGGGAGGAUCGUGGGCCUCAAAGCUCUUGCGGUAGAGUCGUAA
Alternaria atra is the source of this 705-nucleotide messenger RNA. RefSeq lists its product as uncharacterized. The coding region runs from base 1 to 705 and encodes 234 amino acids. The record is from RefSeq and is a predicted model, not a curated record. Lineage: Eukaryota; Fungi; Ascomycota; Dothideomycetes; Pleosporales; Pleosporaceae. The transcript is spliced from 2 exons.